Molecule: messenger RNA, 2113 nt
Organism: Rhodamnia argentea
Lineage: Eukaryota; Viridiplantae; Streptophyta; Magnoliopsida; Myrtales; Myrtaceae
Product: E3 ubiquitin-protein ligase RDUF2-like
Exons: 1
Coding region: 329-1432 (367 amino acids)
Biological process (GO): protein ubiquitination
Cellular component (GO): cytoplasm
Molecular function (GO): ubiquitin protein ligase activity
Source: RefSeq, a predicted model, not a curated record
CAUCUUUAUGCUUAUUGCUGGAGAGGGUUCUCUUUUUCCCCAACAGGACAACCUUCUUCCCCCACCAUCUUUCACUUUCUCUGUCAUCUCAUCUUCCCUCAAAAUUAGGGUUUCACUUCCCCUUCCUUUCGUUCUCUUUCGAUUCGUAAUUUCGCCGUUCGUUUGUCAUUUCCCUUCUCUUACUUGUCCUUUCUCAUCCAGUUGCUCUUGCAUCUCGACCCUUUCAUCGCCAGAAUUCCAUCCCAAGAUCCAUUUUUUUUUUCCCGUUUGAUUGUCAUCCCCCGAACAGAAUUAGAGCUUUAGUCCGAGUUUUGGUGUAGGCGUAUCAAUGGCGUCCGUGGAUUACUCGUACUGGUGCCACAGGUGCAAUCAAGUCAUCCGGGUCGAGACCCAGGAUCUGGACUCAAUCAACUGCCCCAAUUGCGGUGGCGGAUUCGUCGAAGAGCUCGAAUCCCCAUCCGCAAUCCCUCCCCACCAACGGUUCCCCGCGGCCGCUAUGUACUCUGGUAAUGGGUCCGAUUCGGACCGCAGCACGAGCCCUACACUGCGACGUGGAAGAAGGAAUGGCAGCGACAGAUCCCGUUUUAAUCCGGUUAUUGUCCUCCGUGGAGCAGCUGAUGGCGGCGACGAAGGAACUGCAGUCGAUGGGGGUAACAAUUACGAGUUGUAUUAUGAUGAUGGCUCUGGUUCUGGCUUGCGGCCGUUGCCCACGAGUAUGUCGGAUUUCUUGAUGGGUUCGGGGUUUGAUCGGUUGCUUGAUCAACUGGCUCAAUUAGAGAUGAAUGGGAUUAGGAGGUUGGAGAAUUCCCCGGCUUCAAAGGCUGCGAUUGAGUCUAUGCCUGUGGUUAAGAUCAUUGGGAAUCAUAUAGAUACUGAAUCGCAUUGCGCGGUUUGUAAGGAAGCUUUUGAGCUUGAUGGCGAAGCUAGAGAAAUGCCUUGUAAGCACAUUUACCAUGCAGAGUGUAUAUUGCCUUGGCUUUCGAUAAGGAAUUCGUGUCCCGUGUGUCGGCAUGAAUUGGUGAGUGAUAUACAAAGCAGUGUGAACAAUGUGAAUGAUAGAGAUGGGAUACGAGAGGAGGAUACAGUUGGGUUGACAAUAUGGAGGCUCCCGCGAGGCGGGUUUGCGGUGGGGAGGUUUACAGGGGGAAGAAGAGCUGCUGAGAGGGAGUUGCCCGUUGUUUACACUGAAAUGGAUGGUGGUGGGUUCAAUGCUGGUGGGGUUCCAAGGAGGAUUUCAUGGGACUCAAAUAAUAGGAUAUCCAGAGAGAGGAGGGGUUUGCGUCGGGCAUUUCGCAGUUUCUUUUCAUUCUUUGGGAGGCGAACUUCAUCGUCCAGGUCAGGUGCUGAUCCUGAACCGGGAUCUAUGAGGAGAAGUCGUUUAACUGCUGUAUUUGGUAGAUCCUCACGGAGGCGCAGCCAAGCCUUGUUCUAGUAUGAAGGAAGCGGCUGGCAGUGUUUCCCUCGUCUUUAAAUUAGUCCGCACUUGAUGGUGCAUUUGGCUGGCUCAAUUUGAUGCAUGGCAAAGGCUAAGAAUUGCCCAGUUGUUGUAGAUAAUAACACCAAUGCAAGUAGGAUGAAAAAGCUCUGUUUUGAGGUCAUCUGUUUGAGGAGAAUUGGGUAAGGGUGCGUGCCCACACAAAUUUUGGCCAGAACAACUUAGAAGUUUCGUAUGCAAUGCAUAUAAUGGGCUUUCAGACGUAGAGCAUAGGUUAUUGUACAUGGCUCCAGCUCUGCUGAUCGCUAUAUUAUAGGAGCUCUAUCAGUUUUUGUUGGUUCAAAAGUUAUGAGAGCAAUUUUUUUCUUUACCUUUUCCUCCAUUCUAAUUUAUCAAAGUUUCUGUUCAUCUUUUGUGUCCUUUCUUGUUCCAUUUAAGAUGCGGUUUGGAUAUUCUGACUUAACGCAACUUGAUAUUUAUUCUCCUCAUAGUUGUUUGUGUCACUCGUCCUGUACAAUUUGUGGGCGGUAUGAAGAUCUUUACCUAGUUCUGCCAUGUAAAUAGUUCCUUACAGAAAUUGCCAUAAGUUUAGUUAAGAACUGAGGGCCUCUUUAUGUAAGAAUGAAUGGUUGGCUUUUAGAAAAUGGAUUCUUUUAUACGAGUGGCCUCUUUGUGUUA